Blepharisma stoltei is the source of this 366-nucleotide messenger RNA. NCBI's taxonomy places the organism in Eukaryota, Ciliophora, Heterotrichea, Heterotrichida, Blepharismidae. The record is from the annotation of a GenBank genome assembly.
AUGGUGUCUGGCGCCAAAGCAGGAAGUUGUUGUCCUGAGUUCCUUCUGAAAAAAGGAAACAGUAUGAGCGAGGAAUUGGAUCAGCACAGUUCCUUGCAGCGCUGGAUCUGUGCAGAUGGAGGUGGAGUGGAGAUGGCAUUGGAGUGUGUAGGGCAUGGAGUCAGUGUACAUGAAAAAACUCUGAAUGGCCUGCAUUGGAGGUGCAAGCAGGUGAUGCAUUCGAGUUUUUACUUUUUACUUUUUACUUUUACUUAUUACUUUUUUACUUUUUUACUUUUUAUUUUAGUAUUUUACUUUUUAGAAAAUUUUUGGGAAUUUUUACAAAUUUCUGGAACUUUUUGAAGAUCUUUUAAUUGGUCCACUUAG